AUGUCUAUUCCGUUCGAACAACCCUCCAUGGACUGGUCUCACCCAGAAACCUACAGUGAAUUUCUGCGGUUCAGACAGCACGUGGACUUCGUUUUCAAAGGACCUCUGUGCAAAUCUGACAAGAAGGACAAAGCCGGCUGGCUAGGAAUUUGGAUUGGGAAACACGGCCGCGAGGUAUAUAAAACGUUUGAUUGGGAGCAAGGAGAUGCAGAUGACCCCAAGAAAAUUUUGGACAAGUUUGAAGCAUACGUAAGACCUCGGAAAAACAAGAGAGCUGCAAAAUUUAAAGUUUUCCAGCGUAAGCAGCAAGAAGGCGAUCCAUUCGACAACUUCAUCAAAGACCUGCGUCUAAUUCUUAUGGAUUGUGAGUAUGCUGACACUGAUGACAUUUUGAUUGAUGCAGUUAUCGCUGGAGUGUCUCAUAAGAAAGUUCAAGAACGACUUCUUGACCAAGGACAAGGUUUGACUCUUGCUAAAACCCUCGAAAUAGGCCGUCAGUAUGAGAUGUCCCAAAAACAAUUAAAAUUGAUCCUUGGAUCAGAGGAAAUUUCAAUCUCCAAACUCGCAGUUAAGCAGAAACCGGAACUAAGACGACAGGAGAGUAAAACAAAACGUAAACCUGAAAAAGUGAAAAACCCCUGCACACGCUGUGGAUUGGAUGCCAAUCACGCCAAAUGUCCAGCGAUUGGAACACUGUGCAGUUAUUGCAAGAACCCAGACCAUUGGCUAGCUGUCUAUCGGAAGCGCAACCGAGCCAAGAUGUACUCACUAGACCCAGAGGGCUCAUCCGGAUCUGAGGACAGUGAUGAGAGUGAAAGUACCAUCAUAGACAUUCUUGCUACCAGUGAUGGGAAAGCUGACACUUAUAAAUCAGACAAAUGGCUCACUACACUGUACAUUCAGAACAAGCCAAUAGAGUUCCGUAUUGACACAGGAGCUAAAUGUAAUGUAAUCGUCAAGGCACAGUACACAAAAGCAGAACUACAUGGAAAUAAACAGAAAUCACAUAAAAUACUGCGUUCAUUUACCAACCACACCAUUCGUCCAGAAUUUUGUGUCGACUUACCGCUUGCUAGUCGUGUUGGUGACGCACAGAUUAGCACCAAGUUCGAAAUAGUCAACGUUCCCCAGGAAAACGUUAUCACAGGUUCUACAGCUGAAAAACUUGGUAUCAUUACACGCCUUGACACUGCUGCAUGCAACUCUGUACAGUUAGAACAGUUCAGUGACUUCCCCGAUCUUAUUCGUACUACUGGUACCCUCCCAGGAGAACAUACCAUUAAAAUUGAUCCUAACGCCAAAGGUGUGAUCCAUCCAGUGCGCCGUCAACCAGCUUCACUUAAGCCACAAAUCAUUGAUAAACUGAGAGAAAUGGAAGCAGAUGGAUUCAUCACCCCUGUUGAAGAGCCUACUGACUGGGUUAGCUCUAUGGUCGUGAGCCUCCAGAACAACAAAGUGAGAAUUUGUAUUGACCCCAAAGACCUUAACGAAGCCAUCAAGAGAGAACAUUACCCCAUGAAGACUGUAGAGGAAGUGUCAUCCUCUAUCCCGGGUGCAAAUCUGUUUUAA
This is a messenger RNA of Saccostrea cuccullata (small rock oyster), 1569 nucleotides long. RefSeq lists its product as uncharacterized. The transcript has a single exon. The coding region runs from base 1 to 1569 and encodes 522 amino acids. Lineage: Eukaryota; Metazoa; Mollusca; Bivalvia; Ostreida; Ostreidae. The record is from RefSeq and is a predicted model, not a curated record.